CCUAUCCGGUUAGCUUGUGUCAAAAUUAUCCAUAUCAAUGGAACGAGUGGUUCAACAAAUUCCACGUCAACUACAAAUCCAUUAAGUGUGUGUCCAAUGAAUCAGACGAUGAGCGAUUGUUUGAACAAGUGCAGUGAGGAAAAGUGUCCAGGGAUUGGAAUUAGCAUGAUGUGCACCAAACACUGUGGUCAAGGAUGCGCGUGCGCUGCCGGGUUCGUUAGAUCCAGCAAUGGAGAGUGCUAUAAAUCAAAAGACUGUCCACUGGAGCAAGUUUGCGGAGACAAUGAAGAGUACCGAUGUGAGAAUUGCGCUGCAACAUGCAAAAAUCCCGAACCAAACUGUCCAGAACUACAUAACAAGAAGUGCAAUAAGAAGUGCAUUUGUGCAGCCGGAUUUGUGAAAAAGAAUGGGAAGUGUGUUACACUAGCCAGUUGUCCGGAUCAUGAUCAUAAUAAUAUUACCUGCUUGGGGACCGAAGAAUACACCGAUUGCCUUCCAAAAUGCCGUCAACUUUGCUCAGGAUCCACCCAAUGCAAUAAAAACAGUCACACAGAUAUGUGUACCCCUGGCUGUGUCUGUAGACCAAGUUACAAAUUGGACAGCAACGGAACAUGUGUUCACAAUAAACAUUGUUUUAAGACCACUGACUGUCCUGUGAACGAGGAAUGGUCCAAAUGUAUCUCACUUGACAAUGUGUGCGGAAUGGCUACUAUUCAGAAGGUCCCACUACGCAAUCAAUGUUUUUCCGGAUGUGUUUGUGCAGCUGGAUUCGCCAGAAAUAGUAAUGGAACUUGUGUUGAACAAGACAAAUGCUGA
Molecule: messenger RNA, 816 nt
Organism: Caenorhabditis briggsae
Lineage: Eukaryota; Metazoa; Nematoda; Chromadorea; Rhabditida; Rhabditidae
Exons: 4
Source: RefSeq, a predicted model, not a curated record